UCCAAGGUUAUUUUAUUUUACGCGUAAGCGAAUUUUCAUAAAAGUACUAAACACUAUGAAUUUCAACAUUUCUCUUCUCAUCGUCUCUAUAUACGUGUUUACGGCAGCGUGGAGCUUGGGAUUAAGUGAAAGCGAUAUCCACAAAAUCGUUCAGUUAGUUGAAGAUUACAGAGCACAAAAUGAUGAUAAUAUCAGAAUCACAAUGUUGGAGUAUGGGUUGAUAGAUAACGACAAUAAUAGAAAAUUUUAUAAUAAUGAUAAUGACUGCGUUUACAAAUUCGAUGGUGUAGCUAUGAUCGAUGAUAAAAGUUUACCGGAUCUAUUGAUAUAUUUGAGCAAUCUGGAAAAGUUAUCUGACGAUUGGAAGGGAAGAACUUUGACUACUUACGAAGUAGAAAUUUUCUUGAAAAUUUUCCAAAAAAAAGAACAAGAAGGUGUAAAAGACGGGCUUAUUACCCAUGCUGAAUUAGUGAGCCUAAUUGAUGACGAUUUAAUCCUAGACCCUGAAUUUGAGGAAAACAUAAAAAAAGAAUUUAAUGAUGGAGAUUCAGUUAACGCUCUAAUGUUCUUGGCGACAAUAUUAAAGCAUAAACCGAAUGGUAAAGGUCUUGACAUAAUACAGCUAAGAAAAUGCUCCGCUUUGUAUAAAUCUUUUUAUGUUAACUUUCCGAUUGAAAGCCGAAUAGACUUAUUUCUAGCGUUACAAAUCAUUUCCGACAAUUAUGUUGGGUUACUGUUCGAGUUGAAUCACGUCCUUCCGAUCAGUAAUAAGGUAUAA
Messenger RNA from Adelges cooleyi (spruce gall adelgid), 778 nucleotides. RefSeq lists its product as uncharacterized. Bases 56 to 778 code for a protein of 240 amino acids. The record is from RefSeq and is a predicted model, not a curated record. Lineage: Eukaryota; Metazoa; Arthropoda; Insecta; Hemiptera; Adelgidae. The transcript is spliced from 7 exons.